CGCCUCUUCCGGGCUCCACGUUCUCACAGAGCUGGGGACUCGACAAUACCCUGGAGUUGGACUCUGACCAGGGUCUGGGAAAUGUUCAGCAUCUUUAAGCAGGAGGCCAGAGGGCUGGCCACCUCCCCUGCUUCAUCAUCCACUCAGGACUUGGGCACUAAUGGUGGAGAGGGCCUGGACAGUAACUCCUCCGAGAAGACAGAUAAGGAGCCUGUAAAUGUCUAUGGAUUGGGUGAUCCUGCUGCCAAGUUCUCCCAGAUGAGCCCAUAUCUUUCUUCUCGAGGAAGCAUCAUCAAAUGUUUUCGGGAUGCAGCCGAGGAAGGCUAUAAGGCCUAUCACUUGGAUGAGUAUGAUGAAGACAAGAACCCUAAGGGAAUCAUUAACUUUGGCACCAGUGAAAACAAGCUCUGCUUUGACCUGCUAUCCAGCCGGCUGAAUCAGAGGGACAUGCACCAUAUUGAGCCUCCCAUGUUGCAGUAUCCCAACUGGAAAGGACACAUGUGGCUUCGGGAUGAAGUGGCUCAGUUCCUAUCCUACUACUGCAAGGCCCCUGUUCCCCUCAAACCAGAGAAUGUGGUCGUGGUGAAUGGCUGUGCCUCCCUCUUCUCUGCCUUGGCCACAGUCCUGUGUGAUCCAGGGGAGGCUUUUCUGAUCUCCAGCCCUUAUUAUGGGGCCAUCACUCAACAUGUAUAUCUCUAUGGGAAUGUUCGACUGGUCUAUGCCCAUCUGGAUAGCAGGGUCACUGGAAUGGACAGCCGCCCCUUCCAGCUCACGGUCAAGAAGUUGGAGAUAGCCCUUCUGGGAGCCAAGUCUGAGGGAAUUAAUGUCAAAGGCCUCGUUCUCAUCAACCCCCAAAACCCUCUGGGUGACAUCUACUCUCAGGAACAGCUGCAGGAGUACCUGGAGUUUGCAAAGAGGCACGAGCUUCAUGUAAUAGUGGAUGAGGUGUACAUGUUGUCAGUUUUUGAUGAGUCCGCCAUGUUCCAGAGUGUCCUGGGCAUGGACAGUCUUCCUGAUCCCCAGAGGACCCAUGUGAUAUGGGGGACCAGCAAGGACUUUGGGAUCUCAGGCUUUCGCUUUGGCACCCUCUACACGGAAAACCAGGAUGUAGCCAAUGCUGUGGCCUCCCUUGGUUGUCUGCAUGGCAUCUGUGGCACUGUCCAGUACCAGAUGGCACAGCUGCUUCGGGACCGAGACUGGAUCAACCAGGUAUACCUAUCUGAAAACCAUGCCCGGCUCAGAGCUGCCCAUGCCUACAUCACAGAGGAGCUGGAAACCCUGAACAUCCCCUUCCUCAGGACCAAAGCUGGUUUCUUUAUCUGGAUAGACUUGAGAAAGUAUCUGUGCACAGACACCUUUGAGGAGGAGUUCUCCUUAUGGCACCGUUUCCUAGACCACAAGGUACUUCUGUCCUGUGGAAAGGCCUUUGAGUGCAAGGAACCUGGCUGGUUCCGCCUCGUCUUCUCGGACAAGAUCCCCAGGCUGCGGCUGGGCAUUCAGAGGAUCCGAGAGGUGCUUGAGAAGGAGCCCCAAGUGGCCAAGACCGCUUGCCCUGCCAGCCCUUGGAGAAGAGCAGUCAGUUGAGGUGAGGUGGCCUCUGACUCAGAGCCCAUGGAACCAGGUGCUAAGUGUGGGCUGGAAACAAGACUGCUUCACCUGAAUGACUCGCCGUAGAAGAGCAAGCCUAACAGAGCAGUUUACCAGAGGGAAGCCCGGGAUGGCCUGGCCCCAGGAGAGAGAUCAUACUUUGAACUGUUGAGCGCCUCUCUCUGCCAUGGGUGAUACUCUUCUGUUUCUCCUUUUGCCCAAGCAGAAUGGGCAGGAAACUGCUGGGCAAAGCUGGCCUCUGCUCCUUUCCCUGGGAGUCCUCAGCCCCUUCUUGAAGCAUCAAAGUGAAAUAAAGGCUUCUUUCUCUUAU
This is a messenger RNA of Phascolarctos cinereus (koala), 1918 nucleotides long. RefSeq names its product 1-aminocyclopropane-1-carboxylate synthase homolog (inactive) (gene ACCS). Gene Ontology annotation, molecular function: transaminase activity; pyridoxal phosphate binding. Gene Ontology annotation, biological process: biosynthetic process; amino acid metabolic process. The record is from RefSeq and is a predicted model, not a curated record. NCBI's taxonomy places the organism in Eukaryota, Metazoa, Chordata, Mammalia, Diprotodontia, Phascolarctidae.